This is a messenger RNA of Klebsormidium nitens, 765 nucleotides long. The record is from the annotation of a GenBank genome assembly. NCBI's taxonomy places the organism in Eukaryota, Viridiplantae, Streptophyta, Klebsormidiophyceae, Klebsormidiales, Klebsormidiaceae.
AUGGGGCAGCAAGGGUACGACAACUAUCCAGUGGGAGCAGGCAUGACUCAGGUGGCUCCGGGCAGUCCUCAGCAGGUGGUCUAUGUGGUUCAAGAUGAUGCAUUCGUGGUCCCCAGGCAAGACCCCUCUCAGCUGGACUACACCGUCCGGCUGAAGAGCCCUAACGCCAUUGGCGUCCUGCACGACGCGCCCAUCAGCGACUCCUGGAAGUUUUGGCCCUGUUACUUCCUCGGCCCUAACUGCUGGUGCUGGCUUUGGCUGAAGAAACGGACGUACGUGCGGGUCCUGGAAGACAGUGUCGAGGCGGAGUACCCGUUCGUCUGUGCGCCGUUCUGUUGCACAGAGUGCUGUGUAUGCCAGUACAACACGUGCACGCACCGCAAGGUCUUCUUCCACAGCUGCGUCGCCGGAUCCGUCAAACCCGCGAGGUGCUGCACGCCCUACCACUGCUGCUGCUGCAUCGCGUGUUUUGGCGAGGUCGUGUCCUUCGCGCCGUGCGACGCGGUCAAUUGCUUCCUGUGCUGCUGCCUGCUGCACUACGUCCCGGGGCUCGCGGACUCGGAGCGCUUUGCGCGCGCGGCCAAGACGGCAAAGUCCCAGUGGGAAGCGGGCAGAUUGGCCAACGACACCAAUCUGCGGCCCACAGCUUUCCUGCAAAACGGGGCCGUUCAAAUGACGGCCCCCCCAACUCAGGCGAUGAUGGGCGGUCCACAAAUGGUGGCGUCCGCUCCAAAUGUGCCAGGAGGGGCGCGGAACGCCUGGUAA